Molecule: messenger RNA, 4930 nt
Organism: Phyllostomus hastatus (greater spear-nosed bat)
Lineage: Eukaryota; Metazoa; Chordata; Mammalia; Chiroptera; Phyllostomidae
Gene: MAST1
Product: microtubule associated serine/threonine kinase 1
Exons: 25
Coding region: 47-4849 (1600 amino acids)
Biological process (GO): peptidyl-serine phosphorylation; intracellular signal transduction
Molecular function (GO): magnesium ion binding; ATP binding; protein binding
Source: RefSeq, a predicted model, not a curated record
GCCGCCGCUGCUGCCGCACCUGCCACCAUGUCGCCGCCGCCGGGUCAUGUCUGACUCUCUCUGGACUGCGCUUUCCAAUUUCUCGAUGCCCUCCUUCCCUGGCAGCAGUAUGUUCCGCCGCACCAAGAGCUGCCGCACCAGUAACCGGAAAAGCCUCAUCCUGACCAGCACUUCGCCCACGCUGCCGCGACCCCACUCCCCACUGCCUGGACACCUGGGUAGCAGUCCCCUGGAUAGCCCCCGCAACUUCUCUCCCAACACCCCCGCCCACUUCUCCUUUGCCUCUUCCCGAAGGGCGGACGGACGCCGUUGGUCUCUGGCUUCGCUCCCUUCAUCUGGCUAUGGCACCAACACACCCAGCUCCACUGUCUCGUCUUCCUGCUCCUCCCAGGAGCGCCUGCACCAGCUGCCCUACCAGCCCACCGUGGACGAGCUCCACUUCCUGUCCAAACACUUUGGCAGCACUGAGAGCAUCACAGACGAGGAUGGAGGCCGCCGCUCCCCGGCAGUGCGGCCCCGCUCGCGGAGCCUCAGCCCCGGGCGAUCCCCCUCCUCCUAUGACAACGAAAUCGUGAUGAUGAACCAUGUCUACAAGGAGAGGUUCCCAAAGGCCACCGCGCAGAUGGAGGAGAAGCUGCGCGACUUCACCCGCGCCUACGAACCUGACAGCGUGCUGCCGUUGGCCGACGGGGUGCUCAGCUUCAUUCACCACCAGAUCAUCGAGCUGGCCCGGGACUGCCUGACCAAGUCCCGCGACGGCCUCAUAACCACGGUCUACUUCUACGAAUUGCAGGAGAACCUAGAGAAGCUGCUGCAGGAUGCCUAUGAACGUUCUGAGAGCUUAGAGGUGGCCUUCGUCACCCAGCUGGUGAAGAAACUGCUCAUUAUCAUCUCUCGCCCUGCAAGGCUGCUGGAGUGCCUGGAAUUCAACCCCGAGGAGUUCUACCACUUGCUAGAGGCAGCCGAGGGCCAUGCCAAGGAGGGCCAUCUUGUCAAGACAGACAUCCCUCGUUACAUCAUCCGCCAGCUGGGCCUCACCCGGGACCCUUUUCCAGACGUGGUGCACCUGGAGGAACAGGACAGUGGUGGCUCCAACACGCCGGAACAGGAUGACCUGUCUGAGGGCCGCAGCAGUACCACGAAGGCUAAGAAACCACCUGGAGAGAAUGACUUUGAUACCAUCAAGCUCAUAAGCAAUGGUGCUUACGGCGCCGUCUACCUGGUACGGCACCGGGACACAAGGCAGCGCUUCGCAAUGAAAAAGAUCAAUAAGCAGAACCUGAUCCUGCGCAACCAGAUCCAGCAGGCCUUUGUGGAGCGCGACAUCCUCACCUUCGCUGAGAACCCCUUUGUGGUCAGCAUGUUCUGCUCCUUUGAGACCCGGCGCCACCUCUGCAUGGUCAUGGAGUACGUGGAAGGUGGGGACUGUGCCACCCUGCUGAAGAACAUCGGGGCGCUGCCUGUGGAGAUGGCCCGCAUGUACUUUGCCGAGACGGUGCUGGCGCUCGAGUACUUGCACAACUAUGGCAUUGUGCACCGUGACCUCAAGCCUGACAACCUCCUCAUCACUUCCAUGGGCCACAUCAAGCUCACAGAUUUUGGCCUUUCCAAAAUGGGACUCAUGAGCCUCACCACUAACCUGUAUGAAGGCCACAUUGAGAAGGAUGCCCGGGAAUUCUUGGACAAACAGGUGUGUGGGACCCCAGAGUACAUCGCACCCGAGGUCAUCCUGCGCCAGGGCUACGGCAAGCCGGUGGACUGGUGGGCCAUGGGCAUCAUUCUCUACGAGUUCCUGGUGGGCUGCGUGCCCUUCUUUGGAGACACGCCCGAAGAACUAUUUGGACAGGUCAUCAGUGAUGACAUCCUGUGGCCGGAAGGAGAUGAGGCCCUGCCCACAGAUGCCCAGCUCCUGAUAUCCAGCCUCCUGCAGACCAACCCUCUGGUCCGGCUUGGGGCAGGAGGUGCCUUUGAGGUAAAGCAGCACAGUUUCUUCCGAGACCUGGACUGGACAGGGCUGCUGAGGCAGAAAGCAGAGUUCAUCCCCCACCUGGAGUCCGAGGAUGACACCAGCUACUUCGACACCCGCUCAGAUAGGUAUCACCACGUGAACUCUUAUGAUGAGGAUGACACGACGGAGGAGGAGCCUGUGGAGAUCCGCCAGUUUUCCUCCUGCUCCCCGCGCUUCAGCAAAGUUUAUAGCAGUAUGGAGCAGCUGUCGCAGCAUGAGCCCAAGACCCCCGUGGCGGCAGCAGCGGGGGGCAGCAAGCGGGAGCUGAGCGCCAAGGGUCUAGAGGAGAAGGUGGCCGGCAAGCGGGAGGGCCUGGGUAGCCUGACCCUGCGUGAGAAGAGCUGGAGAGGGGGCUCCCCAGAGAUCAGCAAGCGCUUCUCAGCCUCAGAGGCCAGCUUCCUGGAGGGGGAGGCCAGUCCUCCGUUGGGCGCACGUCGCCGUUUCUCGGCGCUUCUGGAGCCCAGCCGCUUCAGCGCCCCUCAAGAGGAUGAGGAUGAGGCCCGGCUUCGCAGGCCUCCGCGGCCCAGCUCGGAUCCCCCAGGCUCGCUGGAUGCGCGGGUUCCCAAAGAGGCAGCUCAAGAAGAUGUCACCGCCAGUGCCUGCGACCCUGAAGCCACUGACCAACCACGCCCAGGCGACCUGUGCCCACCUUCGAAGGAUGGGGACCCAUCAGGCCCAAGGGCCACUAAUGACCUGGUUCUGCGCCGGGCGCGGCAUCAGCAGCUGUCAGGGGACCCCGCGGUAGAGAAGCGGCCUUCUCGAACCGGAGGCAAAGUUAUCAAGUCAGCCUCUGCCACUGCCUUGUCUGUCAUGAUUCCUGCAGUGGACCCCCAUGGAAGCUCACCCCUGGCCAGCCCCAUGUCCCCACGAUCUCUCUCCUCCAACCCAUCCUCGAGGGACUCCUCACCCAGCCGGGACUACUCACCCGCUGUCAGUGGGCUCCGCUCCCCUAUUACCAUCCAACGCUCUGGCAAGAAGUAUGGCUUCACACUGCGAGCCAUUCGCGUCUACAUGGGUGACUCAGAUGUUUACAGUGUCCACCACAUUGUCUGGCACGUGGAGGAGGGGGGCCCAGCCCAGGAGGCAGGGCUCUGUGCCGGAGACCUCAUCACCCACGUGAACGGGGAGCCUGUGCAUGGUAUGGUACAUCCUGAGGUCGUAGAGCUGAUCCUCAAGAGUGGCAACAAGGUGGCAGUGACCACAACACCCUUUGAAAAUACCUCCAUUCGCAUUGGCCCUGCAAGGCGCAGCAGCUACAAGGCCAAAAUGGCUCGGAGGAACAGGAGACCCUCAGCUAAAGAGGGCCAGGAGAGCAAGAAGCGCAGUUCCCUCUUCCGCAAGAUCACGAAGCAGUCGAAUUUGCUGCACACUAGCCGCUCCUUGUCCUCGCUGAACCGCUCGCUGUCGUCCAGCGACAGCCUCCCAGGCUCGCCCACCCACGGGCUGCCAGCACGCUCACCCACUCACAGCUACCGCUCCACACCCGACUCCGCCUACCUAGGUGAGCUCUCUGCCUGUGCUGAGCCAAGCACUGGGUGGCAGGGGACUGGUCCCCUGGCGGUUCCUGCCGUGUGCAACACCCCCUCUGCCCCACCCACAGGUGCCUCAUCCCAAAGCAGCUCGCCAGCCUCGAGCACGCCUAACUCACCCGCGUCGUCGGCAUCGCACCACAUCCGGCCCAGCACGCUGCACGGCCUGUCACCGAAGCUGCACCGCCAGUACCGCUCUGCCCGAUGCAAGUCGGCCGGCAACAUCCCGCUGUCGCCGCUGGCGCACACACCAUCCCCCACGCAGGCAUCGCCGCCACCUCUGCCUGGCCACACGGUGGGCAGCUCGCACACAACGCAGAGCUUCCCGGCCAAGCUGCACUCUUCGCCACCGGUGGUGCGCCCGCGCCCCAAGAGUGCGGAGCCCCCGCGCUCGCCGCUCCUCAAACGCGUGCAGUCCGCAGAGAAGCUGGGAGCCUCGCUUGGGGCGGACAAGAAGGGCGCGCUGCGCAAACACAGUCUCGAGGUGGGCCAUCCUGAUUUCCGUAAGGACUUCCAUGGUGAGCUGGCGUUGCAUAGCUUGGCAGAGUCUGAUGGUGAGACGCCCCCUGUGGAGGGGCCUGGUGUGACCCGACAGGUCGCAGUCCGCCGCCUGGGCCGCCAGGAAUCGCCCCUCAGCCUGGGUGUGGACCCGCUGCUUCCUGAGGGCACCCUUCCUAAUAAAGAGGAAUCCCUUGGAGGUGCGGAAGGCUGCACCCAGGCCCGUACAACGACUCCAGGGGGCCGGAACCUGGAACGGGACGCCAGCGGCACUCGGCACCAGAGCGUGCAGACCGAGGAUGGCAUGGGCGGGGCUGCCAGGACCGUCGCCAAGGCCACACUGAGCCCGGUACAAGAACAUGAAACUGGCCGGCGCAGCAGCUCAGGUGAGGUGGGCACGCCCCCAGUGCCCAUUGUAGUAGAGCCUGAGCGGCCUGGGGCCAAGGCGCCGGUGCUUCAGCCUUCAGUCUCGGACUCUAAAGGGCUGCAGGGACCCACAUCCCUAGCACCUCCCCCACCAGAGGCCCCCCGAGACCCGGAUCGCUGGGUGCUGGAGGUGGUCCAGGAGCAGACCACGCUGAGCGGGCCUCGCUCCAAGCCCACCUCCCCCAAGCUCUGCCCGGACCCCCAGACCUCUUCUCUAGCCCCUAUGAAGAGUGCACCAAGCAGCACAGGGCCCCCUGCCUCAUCUGUUCCCCUUCUUGUCCCAGCUACCAAACCCGAGGUGGGGCUGACUCCUAGGUACACUGCUGAAGCUGUGCCCCCAGCAGACGUGACCAAAAGGGCGUCCUGCCCCACACCACCUGGCCCGUAGCUGAGGGGGCCACUGGCCCUGCACUGUACAGCCGACUAUACAUAUGUACACAUAUAAAUAAAGUGCGUCCAUGCUUCGUGA